CGUGCGCACGCGACCAGCAUCCGCGUCAAAAUGGUGGGUGUUCGAUUUUUCACUCAUAUAGACCAAGUGCGGCGUUUGCUGGCGUCAGUGUUCAUUCGUAUCCCGAUCGUGCACCGUGUUUAUUCUUUUUACACCUACGUUCGUUAGUAUUUAAAAAGUCUCUGUUAUUGUUACCCCGUACACCCAAGACCUAUAUAAUAACCUAUCGCAAAUCUAUAAGAAUUUGAAGUUUCGUACGCGUAGACUAUUUUUUUUACAUAAAUGGCACAUAACAGUGGCGUCAAGCGAGACAUCCCUAUCAAAUUGGGCGAAUUCAGCGUGAUCGACUCCGAAUUCUGCAACAUCCGCGAACGUUUCGACGCUGAGAUGCGAAAGAUGGAAGACGAGAUGACCAAGUUCCGUUCCGAACUCAUGAACAGAGAGUCGAACUUUUUUAAAACCACGUCCAAGUGAGUACCAAUCUACCUAUUAACUACAAUAAUAUUCAUUUUUAAGCGAUACGUUCAGGUUCCUAUAUAAUAAGAUUAUAUUGUAAUACAUAAUUAUACUUUCGUUACAUUCAAUCGUAAUAGGUAUAAUUAUUAACUAUAAUAUAUUAAUGACUUUGAUACGUAUUAAUUAUAACAUCAUAAUAAUAUACUAUUAAUAAUUAUCUAAUGAAUUAUUGUUUUUUUUUUUCUGUCGUACAAUAUUUUUGUUUUUUUAAAAAAAAGGACAUCACACGUGGAAGAAAAGUCCUUGUAAGUACAACACGAAUAAAUAAUAAUUAAUGAAAUUGGCAUGCCAAUUUUGCAUAUUAUUUUAUAUUUAUCUUAUAAAGCACCUGUAUAAUAAAGGAUUCAGGGCUUAAUCUAUAUAAUACACACACGUUUAGCUGUACGAAAUUUGCAUACGGCAAGUAUUUUAUAGUUUAGACGCACUUUUUUUUUUUUUUUUUUUUUAAUCAAUAUUUUAUACCUAUACGCACUUUUAUAACAUUAUUCCGAUGGGUCGUAAUAAAGAACUUUUUCAAAAUCAAAUAACAACCAGCACAUUCGCUAUCGAAUUUCGUUUCGUUAACGCAAUACUCUAUUUAUUAAUACUCGAUAGCGGACGCGAUAGUUUAUAAUCUCGGAGUAGAUUUCGGCCGUGCUAUAAACGUCAAUGCGAAUUAAAAACACGAAGCCAUUCGGUACAGAUUAGCAUCAUCACGAUAUGAACGGAUCGCAAUCGUCGCGUUUCAAUGAUUUCGAUUUAAGCGUUGUACCUAUCUACUUUACAACGCUGAUAUUAUUAUAUCCAAUGUCCUGUUUACGCAAUUUACCAUUUACGGGCAUUUGGCCCGCAUACCGGAUUUAAGAUAAUGGAUAUAGUGUUGCUUGCGCAGUACCGGAUUAGAACGCCUUUUUUUUUUUUUUUUUUAUCGGCUCUUUACAAUCCCGGACCUCUUACGAUUUUUAAAUCGGGCUCGUUGUACGCAAUACUGCUGCGGUUAGUGCCUGCAUAGCGUAUUUUUUACGCGUGUAAUUUGACGCGCGGUCGAAACGGCCGACAGUACACGACUCGGACGUCUACUCGGAUGAUUCCGGACAAUUCGCCGGUUUUGAGUGAUUCUAAACAAAACGAAAAGCACCGGCCGUCCGAUUUAACAGAUUACAGACGCGGAACUAUUGCCGCCCGGGUAUUAUAAACGCCGCGGUCUUCGGAACGGCGGAUAGAGCGCGGACAGCCGUAAUGGUAUAAACAAAAAAAACAAAAAAAAAUCGUGAAUCAUCGCGGACGUUGAUUGCGCUCAUCUGCCCGUUCUGCACGGUUUUACGUCGUAACAACAAUGGGAGGUCGUGAUGGGAAUAACAUUAUUCUCGUAUUAUAUUAUUGCGCCAUAAAACACAAUCAGAAAUAAUUAUUAUUGCGGAGAGGCAGCUGAUAUUCCGGCCGCCGCCGUACGCUGUUUACUCCCCUUGUUUGGUAACGGACACACUGUACUCUGCGCCGGUCGCAUUACACGCGCGAGCCCGUAAUAUUUCCCAAUGGCAAUAGAAACGUUUUGCAAAAGUGCGCCUACACAUACCUACCCGCCUACCUGCCUACCUGCCUAUCUGCCUGUCUGCCUACACAACGGCGGCGGUUCGAAUCGAAGAUUACCCGCGGUUUCGAAACGUUAAACGGCCGGACUCGUGCGUGGACCUAUUAGCGCGGAUACCGCGGUACAUAUUGGUAUCUGGUGCCGUCCGGUUCGGGGCGACCGCGUUUUCCGACGAGUUUGAACGUCGACGUCCGCGAAAGGCGAGACGCUAGUCGCGAUGUCACGACGAAAAAAAAAAAAAUGCAAAAUACGUCCGAUUCGUUUUGCAUACAUCGCGCACCGAAGGUUCGUUUUUUUUUUCUACGUACAAAACCCCGUUAGAGAAAAAUACGUUUCAUUACCGCGAUACUCGGUCCGAAAUAUUUAUGCGUACUAUGACUAGGUAGCUAUAAAAAAUAAUAUGCAUAAUAACUAUUGUCCCGCGACCUUUUAAACAUUUUUCGAUUUCGCGUGAUAACAUCAAAUAAACACAUAUGAUAUGUGCAUUUUUAAAAUUUUUUUAAUAUUUAUAUUAUAAUAAAAAAUAUUACACAAUGCUCCCGCAGGAGACUCGGUAUUUCUUUACCGGCUUUACAGCUAUAUUCGUUAUGGCGCAGUAAAUGUUUUGUUUUUUUUUCUUUUAGUUCGCCUUUUACAAAUAAAAUUUUAUAUUCUCGUAGCACACCUACAUAAUUGUUAUUGUUUCUGAAAAUGUCAAGUAUUUUGUUAUUAAGAACAGGCGGAUAAGUCUAUUGUAUAGGUAUGACCAAUGUUUAUGCAUUAUUGUUUUGAGGUUAAUUUAAAGUCCUUUGAAAUACCUUUUCGUGAUAUUUAAAGUUUUUCGAAACCAUGACCCGAAUAUAAAGUCGUAUAAUUAUGUACUCUGCGCGAAUACAUUACCUAUAUUGUUAACAUUACCUAUUUGAAAAAGUAAAUUACAACGAACAGAAUGUCUGCUUUGUUUUCUGGGCCCAGAUUAAUUUGAAUUCCGAUGUAAAAACAAUAUUAUUGUUGCGUUAAAAUGGCGUUUUUUUUUUCAAGUGGAUUUAGAUAAUUUCAGCUUUUCAUAUUUUAUUGCGGAUUGAGUAUUGGUAAAUUUAAAAAAAAAAGUUUCCUACCUCUCGAAAGUAUUCUCUCUCUCUCUCUAUUUAUUUAUUAAAUAUUGCUAAAUGAGAGAGCUAAAUGAAAUGUAGAGCGUAAUCAUAUUUACCGUAUAACAAACAACGGAAUACUAAAACAAAAUGUAAAUAGCGAACACUUGAACAGAUAAUAAUAAUUGUACAACUAUAAAAUAUGUAAUAAUAACAACUCUGUAUUCCGUCGGACUUAAAAUAAAACAAAAAAAAAAAAAAUAGUUGAACGUCGGUACUUUAAUUACUAUUACGUGUACGUUUCAUUAAUUAAUUUAAUACACCCGGUAUAAACCGCGGAAUAAUAUCGUAAAGUUUCAUAUUUUCGUGUUUUAACGGUAUAAUUUAUUAGCUAUACGUGCAAAUGUGACGUUUUCGCUAUCUGCAAUAAUUCAUGAUUGUUCCAAGUUUAAUUUAAACAAUUCGCGAACUCCUUGUAUUUCAUUAAAAAAAUUCCACUUGAAUUGCAUUUAUAAAUUUAUAUUCUAGUACCAAUAUCUACUCUACUAUUUUCGAUAGACACGAAAAUGAUAAUUGUUUUUACGUGUAUUAAAUUCCGAUAAAUAUAAUAUUAUAUUUUUUUUUAUUAAAAUCUUAACGAUUAUAGAGACAAGAACUUUACUAUAGUAAAAUACGUUACAUUAUAUUAUAGAAUUUACGGCUCUGUACGAAACAACAAAAUAAUUUUUGUUUACCCAUCAACCUCAGGGUAAUUUACACGUUUUUCCGUUUUUAAAUAACUAUUUUACGUUCGAAGGCGUUUGCUUUUCCGUUAGAUUGUACGUAAGGUGUCCUAUAUAGCCGCGCUUUUUACAAAUUAAAACAGACCGGGUUAUUUACGACACUGUCUACAUUUUAUUACUUAGGUUUUAUCACUUUAGAGAGGUCACAUUCGUCGUUAUAGUAUAUUUGUUUUUAUUAUGUAAAUCCAUUAUUAUUAUUUUUAAAAAAUUGAUUCGUUAAUUUAAUUAGAAGACGAACAGAAAAAAAAAAAUACACACAAAUAUUUAACCUUGUAGCGUAAUAGCCGUACACCAAAUUGAAAAAUAACAAAAUAUUUUCAGUGGGCGCAUUUAAAUUGACACUGCAGCAUACACGAACGAUGACAAAGGAAGUGCACGUUUUCGUUCGACCCACUCGCGCAUACCUAUUAUUUACAGUAUACCGAAACUAUUAAUCGCGGGGGUCUAAACACAUAAACGGUACCAAGGUAUAUACGGAUUGACGGUCGUACGAAAUUGCCGUCGUAUUAAAAGGAUUCUUUUUUUACUUUUUUUAUUUCUAUUCUAGAAUUGAAACGAAAUCGCGGGUAAUUUUCGCGGGCGCAAAAGUCCAAGGUUUCCCCGGCGGGGCGUAUAUUAAAUAAAUUGUCAAUGGAAAGAAAAAAAAUAGUUCUGUCCCGUUCGAUUAUUAUACCGUUUGUUGUUAUAUGCCGCACAACAAUCGGUACAAUCGGUGCAAUAACGAUUUAUUACUUUCUCGAACUCGGAAUUCGGUCGAUACCUACGCGAUCCCGAUUUAAAUUUACGACGAUCCGAAAUCACUUUAAUAAUUAUUAUUAUAAUGUGUUUACUCGUCGGCCGACCGUCGCCACCCUAAUCCAUUUACCGAUACGACGGUAAACCGCGUCGCCCAUCAUCAAUUUAAACACGGUUAAAGAUACCUAAAAGUAUAACAACGUUAAACGUAAUUAAAUCCAAUUAAACGCGUCUGUUUUAACGUGAAACACGAUUUUGUACUUAAGGUAACGUUUUGUUAUCUUUUGUUAUAUUAUUUUGUUAUCCCUUUUGUUUUAUUAUCAAUAUUGUUUUUUUUUUUUAAUUCUGAUUUACCUAUUUUUUAGAUUCUUAUUUUUUUAAACGUUAUUUUUUAAAACGUUUACGAUCUUUAAAUGACUAUUAUAAUUUAAAAUUGUGUUCGCGGUUUUCUGCGGGUGGUCGGCCAGGGGCCUAGAUCGAGAGUCCAGGACUAAAGUGGGAUUAUUUUGGUUUACGAGUUUGUAUAGCUUUGGUUGCUAAGCGAGUCAGGACAGACGAGGUAACUCACUGGUUUGUACGCUAAAGUUUUUGAUAGCCGAAGGACUUCUUCUCGGAGUGAAUGUAGUUGAGCUGUUGAGUUUCUUAGUUUUCGGUUUGUUACGUGGUAACGGGCGCCAGUCAUUACAAUAAGCAUUUGUACGGGUACCUAUAUGUAAGUACACUAUAAGGACUUGGACACACUUGAAAAAGAAACAACCAUCCAAUGACGACACACGAUUCGGUCGGAUUCGAUUUAAAUGUAGGUUAAUCAAGAUUUAAGCCUCUACGUCACUUUCUCUUCGGGUCUGCGAGAAGGAUUACCAAGAAUGGAGUUAGAACCGAGAGCGGAUAUAAGUGGGUUUUAGUGAUUAGUCGGAAACGUGUAUCAUGUAUCAAGAUUUUGGCAGUUUUUUUUCUCUAGUAUUUAUAUUUUUAAAUCCGUACGAAGAAUGCGGUGCGAAACAUCUGACCGGGGCGUUUGCAAUUAUACGAAAAAAGGGUUAUAGAUCGGAAAAUUUCAAUUUUAUUUUUAUUAUAGAUUUUUUGGUCCCAUCCCAUAGUUGGACAUGGUACGUCCAAACGGGAGACGUACCUGUUCUAGGUGUACAUAAUAUACAAAUACAGCACUUUUUAGAAUCGAGGAGUGCACCUAUUGAUUUUUUGCUAGUUAAGUAGGUUACCUUUUUUUCUUCUUUUUUUUUUUAGUUUUAUGUAGGUUAUACACGAGCUACCGCAAUGACACCGAAAACUUUUCGAUUUUAAUUUCGGAACUAAAUAAUUUUCUGUCGAGACGCCCACUUAUCGCAGCGAACAUGAAUAAAUCAAUCCGAGUAUAAAUCGUAUCCGUAGUAGGUAUUUAGGUGGGUGACAAUAAAUAAUAUUAUGUAGGCAUACACUGCACAUUUACUCCAUGCACUCCACCUACACAUUUUUUCGAGUAGAAACUGUAUUCCGUGAUAUUUAUUAAGGUUAUCUAUAAAUAUGAAAUUGUAACAGCUUAAAGCGGUAGUUUUUUAAAAUUACUCAGUAGUUAUUUUGUGAAUGGCCAGAAACUGCCCUAGGAUCGCAUAUAGAUAACGCAUUUUACGGUGCACCCGAUUUAUUAACGAUCGAACGAGAAAGGAUAAGUUCGAAAAUCGGAAAAUAGAUUGUGAAAAUAAGUAAACGUUUACAUAUCUUAGAACUUCGAACCAAAGUGCAAUAAAAUAUGGAAAGAAACAGUCGCUUAUCCACGGAUAAUUAAAAAUCACGAAUAAAAUAAGAAUACCUAAUCGAGAAACUCGAUUCAUUGGUCGAAAAGUCUUAGUGAUACACGUAUACUUACUAACAAUAUUCAUGGUGUAACGGUUAUGUUUUUCAUGUUUUUGUACAAAUACACCUACAUGUUGUUUUAUGCACGUUGUAUAAUAUUAUAUUACUUAUGUUUAAAUCACUUUAAAGCAUCUUGCAGUUUAUUUUUCUCGUAAGCAUGCGGUUUCGUAAUAGAUCUACUGUAGCGGUUCUAUUACGCUGUUUGCUUUUUUUUUUACCGGGUUAUUAUUAUUUUGUUUUUUAAUGAUUUUUAAUUUGCGAUUUUCAGCUCUCAAAACACAAUCACCUCGAACCACAGCGAACUACCACCAAGCCGAUUAUCGUCCGGCGCCGGCGCGCCCGGUGGUUGGGUGGAAAGCAUUAACUCGCCACUGAUCCAAGAGGACGGCGACAACAAAAUGUUAAAACUGCGGUUCGACGUCAGUCAAUACGAGCCCGAGGAAAUCGUCGUCAAGACCGUCGACAACAAACUAUUGGUACGUGUUGUAACGUUUACGGUAAACGUUUGAAUAAAUUUGUAUACGCGUAUAGGUACCUACAACAACAGUAAUGUUUCGAAACUCGUUAUUGUAAUAUACCUACUUAGCUAUGUAGCAGGUACCUCAUCGCAGAGGAAUAAUAAAAAAAAAAAAAAAAAAAAAAUAAAAAUAUAUGAAUAACGUACCAGCUAUACCAUAACCAUAAUAAUAACGAUAGUUUCUUCGUUCGAAACCGGUCUCACACUUACAAUUAUUAUUAUGUUACAUAUUUAGUUUUUUUUCGUACCGUAUGUGUGUUAUCAUAUACACUUACGUGUUAUUUUCUAUUAAUAAAACGUAUUAAACGCAAGUGUGUGUGUGUGCGCGCGCUGUGUGCAUAAUAUUAUAACGCGGCGGCGGCAGAAUAAAAAUAAUAAUAUUAUAAUAAAUAAUAAAAAAAAAAAAAAAAACCGGAAACGAAUUUUAUAAUGAAUGAGAUACGUAUCUUACAUACGUUUUUUCACAUAGAAAAAUAUCAUAUACUUACACAAAGGCGCUGCAGUUUAGUACCCACCUAGGUGUAAGGCAGUAUAAUAUAGGUAAUACCCACCUACGUAUAAACACAUGACGUAUCGAAAUAUAAUUAUCGCCGCAAGUUCGACACGGAUGACCGCGUAAGACCUUCGCACGUUUAACAUUAUGGGAGUCCUUGAUAUUUUUUAUAUUAUUUUAUAAAGUUUAAUAAAAAAAGUAUUUUAUAUAGCGCAUUUUUUUAAUCGUUAGGUAUGCGUCGCUGUAAAUCGGCCGAAACCUUGUAAAAUUCAAUAACAAAUUUGUCACGCUAAAUCGGGUGAAUUUGGAUUUGUAUUAAUAUAUAGGUAGUUUUAAAAAUUUUAAAUAUAUAUAUAUAUAAUAUGAUAUUAUUAUGUUAUACUUAUUUACACAUACACACACACACACACACUGCUCAGUCCACCUGUUUUUUCUCUCACAGAGGAGUGCCGUUUAUUUAGAUUUAAAAAAAAUGAAAAAAACACAUUAACACACACACACACACACACACACACGCACACACACCUACCAUACUUGAAAACGACCCACGCCUUAGUCGACCUUGUCUGCACUCGAUAAACUCCAUAAAUGGCUAUGAGCCUUCGUACCAUUGAUUUCGUGUGCAAGAUGCAAGUACUAGAUCGCUUUAAUAUAAUAUUAUUAUUAUUAUUAUCACCGCGUGACCUCCCAACGCGAAUUAUUAUAUUAAAGUUAUAUAUGCACUUAGGUAUAUUUUAAGACGAAUUCCAUUUAAGGGAUGUGUCGCGGACGGCCGGCAGAACGCGUCGUUUCAGUUUUAACAUUUCGCUCGUGUCCGCUCGUAUACGUUUGAAAGAUUAUUUAUUUUUAGGCGGGCCGGAACGCGUUAUUAUUCUAUAAUUGUAACUAUCCGGCGGUACGUUCUAAAGGGGUAAAUCGUUUAUUUUUAUGCGUUUUCAUAUUUUAAUUUUAGAUAUUCCCGGGUGGAUACGGGUCGGUGAACCGACGGGGGAACGUUCAAACUCCCGUGUAGAUAAUAUUAAAACGAUGAUGUUUUUUUUCUUUCUCUCUCUCUCUCGAAAAUAUACACUCGAUUACGGGACGAUAAUGCGAAUUACGCGAAAAUGUUGUUCCGGUCGGACGCUAUUAUUACCCGCACUGUUAUAGUGUAGUUGGGUAGCACACGGACGGCACUUUUGACCGCGGGUCGUCGCGAAAGAUCAAAAUUAACAACAACUGUCCGCUUUCCGAAUAGCGAAAUCUAUAGUACGUCUUGCGUAUGUCCAAAUAUCUUAUGAUAAAUAUAUUCGAUCGUUUUAUAUAAAUUGUUAAAAAUAAUGUUACGGACAACACGUUCUACGGUUACAAUACAAACGAUACAUAUUUUAAUAAUGAUAAUACAAAUGCGUGUAAACAUAAUUUUCUAUUGCGAGCGAGCCAUUGUUAUAAGUAAUAUGUAUUUGUGUACACGCUCCGGUGAUUUUAAAGAAAAGUCAUUGAACCAAUAAAGAUAUUCGACAAGAUUUUAAGGAAUAGAUUUAAUACGGUUAAAGCUGUACACCUAUAAUAGUAAACAUAUUUUAGUUAUACGCACUAUAGGCUAUAUUUUGCUUAAAAAACCGUUUAUCUUUUAAACGUUCUACGUUUUAACUAUACGCGCACCUUCAACACUUGUCGUUUAAUGUAUGAAACACGAUACCUAUAUAAUGCGACAUAGGUACCUAAUUUCGUAUCCAAAUCGCACCGAAACGGUUCCCUACUAUAGUUUCUCUAUGCAUUUGUAAGAAACUCAUUCAAAUACGAACAGUUACAUUACGUACAUUAUGUGUAAAACGAUGUAUAAUUUUCACUUGGUAUACCUACUAUUUUAAACGACUAUCGAGUCGAGGAGAUUGAUUAUCGUUCGUAAUUAUUAUUGUUGCGGUAUCCGAAGUCUGUACGUAAUGAUAAUACGGUAUAAUAUUAUAGAGGCGAUUAGUGUCUACGUCAAGUUCUUCUUGUCAGUCUGUUAUCGGGAAUAAUUGGAUCAUUCGGUUCCAAACGAGUCCCAUCAAAACACAUAUUAGGUAUAAUAUUGAAAUAUCGGUCGGUACUUACAAACUGAAAUUUCGUUCUAUUAUUGAAAAGGAAUAAUAAUACUCGAAUGAGAAUUCAGCAAUAAAAUACAAAUUUCCGAUUAGGAAGUUACUAUAGUAUUAAAGCCUUAAAGCCUUAGAAUGUAGAAUAUAAGAAUUUCUAACGUUACUUUACAUAACGUACAUUUUAAAUGUACAUUUUUAUUUGUUCGGAACCGAUAUCUUACUCGAUAACGGUCGUUUUCACAUAAUAUUUUAUGACGUCGCACUAAUCGCCUCUAUUGUAUUGGAAUAACACUGCGGGGCGCGCGUCCGCCUUUUGCUGUCGAAUGAUUAAUGAUAUUAUAUUGUUGUUCGUUCAGGUCCACGCCAAGCACGAGGAAAAGUCGGACUCCAAAUCGGUGUACAGAGAAUACAACCGGGAAUUUUUACUUCCGAAGGGCACCAAUCCGGAAGCCAUCAAAUCGUCUCUGAGCAAAGAUGGCGUGUUGACCGUAGAAGCACCGUUGCCGGCACUUGGAGGACCCGACAAAUUGAUUCCAAUCUCUCACCAUUGAAUAAUUUAAUAUUUCUGUUCUACCACCUUAGUGAUCCGUUUCUAGAACGCGUAAACACAUUCAAAAUAUGUUUAUUUUAAUAUUUUAAUUUAUUAAUUUUCGAGAAAAAAAAAACGUUGUUUUAAUUCCCUUCGGUUUGUUUCAUUAUAUUAUUAUAUUCUUUCUUUUUUUCUUUGUUAAAAAAAAAAAAAAAAAAACAUUUAUUUAUAUACAUAUAUACAUAUAUAUAUAUUUUUUUUAUUUAUAUAAACAGUGUUAAUACCUAUAUUACAGCAUUAUGUUAUAAUUUUGUAUACGCAUAUUAUAUUAUUGAGCUUACGACGAUCACACGUUGCACAGCUGUCAUGCCGACAAAUAAUAAUUAUUACGCUAGUUCCUACAAUGUUCUGUAAACGUACGAUGAAAAAUAUUUAUUUAUUUUUCUAUUAUUAUUAUUGUUCAGAUACGCGGAUUAUAACAUUAUUUAUACACGGAUUAAAAAUUGAAAUUUAUACUUAGUUAAAAACAGUAAAAAAUUCCAUACGAAAAUAAAAUAUUAAUAAGCGAAAUUAAUUGGCUAAUUUUUAUUAACUAAACAUACUUACCGUUCGGUUAUAAUUUAAGAAAACCGCAGAAAAAUUGUAUUUUAAUAAUAAUAGUUAUUAUUAAUAUAUUCCAUUUUUAAUAUUAUUAUUAUCUACACGUGAACUACUAAUAUAAAUUAUUUGCCCUUUUCGCGAUAUUAUAUAUUCUUUUUUUUUAUUUAAACGAAAAUGUCGAAAUGUCCUGAGAGAGAAAGCUCACAAAUAUUGUCUAAAAUUAUCACCAAAUGCCUCUGGAACAUAUUUAGAAUGGCCAACACCUCGGGCCUUGAUCGGUUUUUUGGACCGCGUUCAACGCCCAAUCUAGAUAGCAGCAAUAAAACCUCUGAGUGCACAAAACACGAAAAUAGAAUGUUUUUUAAGUGCUUUUAGCAUGAGUGUUCUUCUUUGUUCUUUCCCCCGGCCUAUAUUAUUAUUCGUUAAAAAAAAAAAAAGCCAUUUAAUUAUUUUUACGAUUGUUCACAAACGCCGAUAUUCCUCAAAGGCUCGUCUUAAUAAUAAUAUUGAUAAUUUGUGAACCAAUUAUUAUAAAUUGAAGAAAUUUAGUUAUAUACAAUACGAUGCCGUUGACGAAAAUAUACACAGUAUCUACUCGUAUUAAUUUUUGGAAUAGGCUUUUGAAUAACUUGGGUUGUGAACAAAUAUAAUGUAUUUCGACAAAUUACGAAGAACAAAUUGUUCCAAUCAAUUUUAAAAUCAAGAUAAUCCCGGUGCUUACUGAUUACGAUUUUUUCUACAAUUCACGAUAAGACUUUAACAAUGUUUUUAUUGAAGAAUCAGAAGCUUGCUACAAAAAGAAACUAUACAGGUAUUUAGUCAUUAAUGACGUGCACAGAUAUUUUCAAUGGGAACGGAUGUGGUAAAUAACACUCACGAUUUGUGAUUAAAUCGUACAAUUUUCUUUUCUUGUAACUAAUUCAAAAAUAAGAAUUCAAAAUUUGGAUUCAAAACAGCGGAUUUUUAGUCAAUUAAUAAAGUUUUUUUAUGAUAACUUGGCUGAAAAAUACAAUUUCAAGACAACAGCUGUGGCAUCCUCUUAUCACACUUUUUCUGUAAACUGUAAACCAGAAGUUACCCGCUAGUUUUUUUAGGGAUCCUAUAUUGAAACUUACCAAAUUUUCCGCAGUCUAGAAUACUAUUUUCAACUAUAUAUAAUACACUUAUAUACUGUAC
Molecule: messenger RNA, 11878 nt
Organism: Cinara cedri
Lineage: Eukaryota; Metazoa; Arthropoda; Insecta; Hemiptera; Aphididae
Source: the annotation of a GenBank genome assembly